Messenger RNA from Nezara viridula (southern green stink bug), 1502 nucleotides. Lineage: Eukaryota; Metazoa; Arthropoda; Insecta; Hemiptera; Pentatomidae. The record is from the annotation of a GenBank genome assembly.
GGGUGCCAUCCGGAGACCCGGGCUUCGCAUUUCUGGGCCAAGGAUGAACCCAGAGCUAGUAUAAAACCUCUUGGAUGGACAUCACACAGCCACAGUUCAGUUCUUACAUUUCAAAAGACACCAGGGCGAUGAAGAGCAUAAUUUUAGCGGUUCUCCUGGUGGGAUGUGCCUUGGCCGAAGAUGCACCCUACCCUCCUUCAGGAACAAGGCCUCAAGGGGCUCUAUUGGUACUACCAACGGAAUUAGGAUCUGCCAGUGAAAACAGACCUGCUCCUCAAUAUGCCGCACCUCAGUAUUUAGCACCACAAACAAAAUCUCAGGAAACUGAGAACUUGCAGAAGGCCAGUGAAAAUGCGUUAGAAAAGCUUCGUCAGGCUCAAGGCGCAGAUAGUGGCAGUUACUACGUUUACCUGGCAGACGGUCGGUUACAACGUGUUCAAUACAUAACCGCACCUCUUCGUCAGUCUCCUCCUCAGAGCAACAACCAGCAAGUCAAUUUACAGAACACCCAAACCUUCCAAAACACACAGGCUCUACAAUUCAACCAACAGAAUGCUCAAGCUAACGCCAAACUACAAAACGUUGGCCAAGACCAGAGCCAAAGCCAAGCACAGGGACAAUAUAGUUACCCCCAGCCGGCAUUCAAUAGCCAAUAUCAGCAAGCAGCCAGUGGACAAUACAAACAACAACUUACUGGCAGCCAAUACCAACAACAGGCAUCCUUCAACCAGCUCAAGCAGCAACCGUCCGGAAAUCAAUUCAACGAGGAAGCUGCCAGUACUCAGUACAGCCAGCAGGUUCCAAGUGGUUCCUACAGGCAGCAGCAACAAAAACCUGAAAAACUCAAACAACAGCCCAGUGCUGCCCAACAAGCCCAGUACCCCCAGGGAUUUGGCCAGCCUUUAGGCAGCAACCAAUAUAGCAAGGUGUCAUUCCAAGGUGCAAGCAGCAAUGAAAAUCCUGCUCCUGCUCAGCAGCAGCUGUAUCCACUACAACAGCAAAAUCAACUGGAACUGCAACAGCCUGAACAAAACCAGUUUCUGCUCCAGCAACAGGUCUACCAGCAGCCAGAACAAAGCCAAUUAGCUUUUCAACAACAGAUCUUGCAGCAACCAUUGGCAGCCAGCUACGUUGCUAGUGUCCAAUUCACCGAAGUCCAGCCAAUCGCCACUCCCAUCUAUUCCUAUACCCCAGCUCCUUUGGUUCGCAUUCUGAGGUAUGCACCUAGGUACCAAUAAGUGACCUAAUAGCCUUGAGGCUGUACAAUAUUUACAAUAAGUAUUUUUAAUAAAUUAAUGAAACUGAAAAGUAAAAGUUCUAUAACAUCUGUAAUUAAUAAAUAUAUUGUACCAAAAGUAGAACGGUUUUUUUUUAUAAGAAUGUCUACCAAUAGAUAGUAUUAAAAUAGUCUCUGUCUUGACAUAUUAAUAUUUAAAUCCAUUACAGUCCCGUGUCAUAUUGUUAUCCACAGUUAUAAAUCUCAAUAAAUAAAAUAUUUUAAA